Molecule: messenger RNA, 2406 nt
Organism: Penicillium odoratum
Lineage: Eukaryota; Fungi; Ascomycota; Eurotiomycetes; Eurotiales; Aspergillaceae
Exons: 2
Coding region: 1-2406 (801 amino acids)
Source: RefSeq, a predicted model, not a curated record
AUGCGUACCCGUUCUCAACCUCUUUCUCCCGGGGGAUAUCAAUCCCUCGACGACAAACCCUCCCGUCGCCGCGCGACGCGAAGUGCAUCAUCAGCCGAGCCGACUACUGAGUCGCAACCCGCUGACAUGCCUCGCAAGACUCGUGCCAAAAAGGGCACCGUCACCAGAAAGACCACCCGCUCCAAAUCGAAGGUCGUCAAGCCCGAUGCCUCUGACUUACAGCAGACGUCACCAGCCGCAACUGCGCAGUCAAAGGCGCCUACUGCGGAUGAGCAGGACAUGCAAUCUGAUGGCCAGAUGUCCCCAAGCAUCACCGCCCCCUCUCGCCAACCUCUCACCAACCUCGCCAACAGCAGGGUUCUGGGCCCUCUACAGGCGACCCCCAUUAUGCGUCGGCGCCCACGUAUUCCUUACUCCACUAUCACAGCUCGCCGCCGAACCAACGCGGACGGUCGCGUGGUAAACACCCUCUUCCAGCUCCCGGACCUGAUCAGCCAGUCUCCCAUCACUGUGCCUGCUCCGGUAGACCGACCUGUUCCUAUCGAACAAGAGGCAAAUGCCAUUACCCGAGUCUCUGUCACCCCCGAACCAACCCUCCCUACUACCCCAAAGACCGCCCCUGCUGCAAGUGCCGGUCAUUCUCCCAGCUGGCCUCGACGAAUAAUCGCAAAUGUCUCUUCGAAAUGGUUGAAUAUCCGUGGGCGAUUCAGCCCUCGUAAAUCUCUUGGCUCCCAGGAUACGUUCGCCGAAGCUUCCGCUGCAAGCCCCAGUGCUACGGCACCCAGUACCCCUCAGAUUGAAGACAUGAAAGUGAGCACGCAGACGCCUUUCAGCACUGAGAUGGAGCUGGUAACCAUGGAUUCGCCAUCGGUGACCAGGGCUGCAACUACCACCACCCGGCGUCCCUCUUACACACGCCCCCGCAUCGAUGGCCCGAAACGACCAUCGGUCGUCGAUUAUUCUAUCCGUGGAAAAUUAAGCCAGGAGACUCUUGACAGAUGCUAUGCACGGAGCCGCCCCCUUCCAUUGCCUGGUACGGAAGCCCCAGAGCAGCCAGCGUCAGAGCAGGUGAAGAAGCGGAAGCGCUCGUCUCCCGAAUCCAUUCCUAACCCGCCUGGGUGCAGUUACGGAAUGCAUGAUGACUACUUCACGUUCGAUUCUGACGACGAGAUAUGGGCGGAAGAAGAGAAGGCUGCUCUUGCUCGAGAGGCUGCCAAGGCCCCCAAGGCUACAGAGUCAGAAAGCGAAGGGGCUGCAAAACCCCCUUUGAAGAAGCAACGUGUGGCCGAAGAGCCAGACCAGAAGCGUCACCGACACGUUCUCCAUCCUAACACUCCCCGAAAGGCCGACAAACGCGCUGGAUACAACCCGAACCGUCAGAGCCGAUUGUAUCAAGCCACUGAUUUAUCUACGAUCGAAUCCAGUGGCUUAUUCUCAGAAGGCGAGCAAGGACCCCAAGCCACUCAGACUCGCCCCGAAACAAAGACCACCCCCAAAAACCCACAAGGCACAUUUUGUGUCCCUGGAUAUGAGUCUGGGUCCGACUCCGAAGACUAUCCGUCCUCUGGCCCCGUGCCUCAGUUCACCAGCACCCCCAACGGUAUGUAUCUCAAUCUACCGUCAUCUCUAGAUGACAAAUCUCCGGGUCCGUCUCCGGCCCCAAGGAUAAUUCUACACCCCAACCCACAUGGAACAUUUCAGACGCCAUAUUCUAGUUCCGACUCUUCGUCUUCGGACGAAGACGGAGACGAAAAGAUGGACUUAGCCCCAGCCCCAAGGAUAAUUCUCCACCCAAAGCCACAUGGAACAUUUCAGACUCCAUACUCUAGCUCCGAUGAAGACGAAGACGAAGAGAUGCACUUACUCCCAAACAUGGCAAGAGCUGACUCAAUGGAUGAAGAUACGACGACCCCCGCCCGAACUCCCAACGUCCCUACCGAAACCACUACCAACACCACUACUAACACCCCUAACAACACCACUGCCAAAACCACCACCGAAACCAACCCCAAAACCAACGACGCCCCCAAACCUAGCGACUUAUCCCCCCUCACCCGAAUCCGUAACAAGGCCCAGCAGUUCAAACCCAAGACACCAAGCCGCCUCCGCGAAGCUUCCCGGUUUUCAACCGGUAGCACAGACCUCUCGCCUAUGUCCAGCGACCCGAUGUCGCUGGAUGGCUCCUCCUACAUCGACAUAUUGCAAGAUUCCGAAGAUCUUGAAAGCAUUGACCAUGCAUGGCUCCAGAAGAACUGCCCCAGCGGGCAGUUGAACAAGCUUUCCUGGCCCGGCCUUAGCAGCAUUGCUGAAAUCGGCAUUCCGGCUGGUCUUAACAAUCUGGAUGAAAUCAAGACCAAGCAAGCAGUGGAAUACUGGCAUCAGUGUUUUUUGUCUGAGGAUUGGUGA